CAGUGACAAAACUCACUUGAUUUCAUGAAAACUCCAUUAUAUCUGAACGCUGCGAGACUCUCACAGUAGUUACAUCAGUGGACUGAAAUAGACAUUCGAUGCUCAACGCCUCCACGUGUAAGUCUUCAAACGAACAAGAACGAUCUGUGUGUGUCACGUGCAUUCUCUUGUCGUGUGUUCGGUCUCCACUUAACCCACGAAUGUUGUUGCAAUUUCCUGUGAAUGGUUUACGUCCUUCGUCAAUGUGAUAAUGAGCCUACAGAGUUUUGCCUUGUAACUACACUUAUUGACGGAUUGUCGCUGGCCGUCCGUAAAAUGGCGAGUGAUCCCGAGCAGUCUCUAAAAUCUCUAUUUGCCAACUUGCCAACGAACAAGAAGAUUGAAUUUCUGGUUUCAUCAGUGCAAACGCUAUCGAACGAACAGUGCGCAGAAAUACAGAAUUCUAUCGAUCGCAUGCUCCGUCGAGACUUUAUCACAAUGUUUUGCGAAUGCUCACAAAUCCACAUUGCCGAGAAGAUUUUGAGCUACUUAGACGCCAGUUCACUUGCAGCUGCUGAGAAAGUCUGUCCAGCAUGGUGCGCGGUGAUUCGUGGAGGUAACCUGUGGCAACGACUCAUACAAAUUCGUGUGCUGAGUGAAGAACUAUGGGACCGUUUGUCGAUUCAACUUGAUUUGAAAAAAUACUUUCACUUCAGCCCAAACAACGUGACAGACCACACACUGGAAGACUAUGAGUUUGGCACAAAAACUACGGGGUUGUCAGAUCUCUCAGAUAUUUUUAGCCGAGACUAUUCGCACCAGCACUCGGAUUUCUAUCGAUCACUGUACUUCGUUAUGUGUCGUCUAGCCGAGCGCAUCCAACAAAACUGGGCCCACAGCCGCUACAACGUCAAACGUAUCACAUGUCACACGGACGGAAGUCGUGGGGUCUACUGCCUCCAGUAUGAUCCAAGAUAUAUUGUUUGUGGAGUUCGUGAUGGCUCAAUCCAGGUCUACAACAAGAUGACAUUGGAAUGCGAGAGAAUUCUCAUUGGUCACUUGGGCUCCGUGCUGUGUUUGCAAUACGAAAACCAACUACUUAUAAGCGGAAGUAGCGACAGCACAGUACGCUUCUGGAGUUUGUUGAGUGGAUUCAAUUUGUACACCAUCAGACACCACAGAUCUGGAGUGCUGAGCUUGCGAUUCAAGGACGGUAUCUUGAUCACAGGUUCUCGGGAUCACACGGUAUGUGUGUGGAAAAUCAGUUCUCCGACGGACGUACUCCUACUGACGUCUCUCCGUGGACAUCGAGCUUCCGUAAUCGCUGUAGAAUUCGACGAUCGCUUCAUUCUUUCAGCCAGUGGGGAUCGACUUGUUCAGGUUUGGGACUUUCAAGCUCAUGAGUUUGUCCGUUCGCUGGUUGGCCACAGGCGCGGCGUCACGUGCCUGCACUACGACAAGGGCAUUGCGAUCACUGGCAGUUCAGAUUUGACAGUGCGUAUUUGGACUGUGGAAACGGGCUUAUGUUUGAGAAUACUUGAAGGUCACAAACACUUGGUACGAUGUCUUCGGUUUGACACGCAACGUAUCGUUUGUGGAUCGUAUGACGGAAAAAUUCGACUAUGGAACCUUCAGGAUGCAAUGGAUCGAAACACCUCGGGUGCACAGCUCUGCGCGAUCACACUGGCCGAACAUAAGAGUCGUGUCUUUCGCCUGCAGUUCGAUUCCCUACAGAUUGUCUCUUCCUCUCUGGAUAAUACGGUUGUAAUCUGGAACUUUUUCACACAGGUAGAUGAUAUCGUUAAUGAAAUCCAAGAACUGGUUGUUCGAACGCGUCCGCGAAGCAUGGCUACAUCAAGUACUGCCUCGAUAGACUCCGACAUCCUGAUAAUCGAACGCACAGUAGAUGAUAUCGUUAAUGAAAUCCAAGAACUGGUUGUUCGAACGCGUCCGCGAAGCAUGGCUACAUCAAGUACUGCCUCGAUAGACUCCGACAUCCUGAUAAUCGAACGCACAGUGACUCCAAGACCAACGCUUGCUCGUCAGUUGGAACCAUAUGAGAUUGAGGCAGAAAUGUCCGCGACGACUUCCGACUUUGACAUGAAAUCGCUGUGAGAUGACUGGCAUGCCAAUUACGGAACUGAGCACAUUCAUUUCAUGGUUCAAGGAAACUCUACAACUCUACAUCCAAGGCAAUGCUAACGUCUGACCUGAUGAUGGUGUAUUGGAAAUUCCACUGAACCUUUAUGAUAAGAAAUUUUUUGCGCUCCUUCAAAGAGAGAUUUAAAACCCUG
Opisthorchis viverrini is the source of this 2273-nucleotide messenger RNA. RefSeq lists its product as hypothetical. The record is from RefSeq and is a predicted model, not a curated record. Bases 223 to 2094 code for a protein of 623 amino acids. NCBI's taxonomy places the organism in Eukaryota, Metazoa, Platyhelminthes, Trematoda, Opisthorchiida, Opisthorchiidae. Gene Ontology annotation, molecular function: protein binding. The transcript is spliced from 10 exons.